Molecule: messenger RNA, 1616 nt
Organism: Dromaius novaehollandiae (emu)
Lineage: Eukaryota; Metazoa; Chordata; Aves; Casuariiformes; Dromaiidae
Gene: RAMP2
Product: receptor activity modifying protein 2
Exons: 4
Coding region: 779-1306 (175 amino acids)
Biological process (GO): angiogenesis; calcium ion transport; G protein-coupled receptor signaling pathway
Cellular component (GO): membrane; cell surface; signaling receptor complex
Molecular function (GO): coreceptor activity
Source: RefSeq, a predicted model, not a curated record
AGUCCCGCAGGGGCCGUUCGAAGGGGCAGCUUCGGGCUGCGCGCGCCGCCCCGGGCUGCGAGUGCAAUGAGCGUGCCGGGUCUCAGCUCGGUCCCGGGGCGAGAGCAGCGCGGCCCUGCCACCCCCGGGGCUGCCGCUGCAGGUUUUCCUGUGUGGGCAACACCGGCCCGUGGUGCCGGGAGCGGGGCCUGGUGCAGCGCCGGGGCGGCGGGCCGCGGGGGCGGCGGGCAGGGGCCGGGCACGCGUGGCUGCGUGGCGGCGGCGGCGGCCUCCCCGCUCUCUGCCCACCUGCCCUGGCCUCGCGCGGCGCCGCCGUCGGCCCGUCCGGCGCAGGUGCCCGUCGGGGCCGCCGAUCCCCCGCGUCCGCCCCCGCGCGUCCCGCGGUGCCUGUCCGGGGACAUUACGCUUCCCCGGUCCACUCCCCCCGGCUGCCGGGCUGCCUGCCCUCCACGCAGGAGACGAGGGAUUUCACAACCCAGCCCAGGCAGGAUUAAAGAGAAAUACACAAGUAAACAAACAGCAGCCGCGACGCCGGCCGUGUGCGGGGACGGAGCCUCUGCCCGCGCCGGGCCGCGAUGCCCGCCGGGGGCCGGCCCCGCUCCGGGCCGUGCCGCGCCGCCGCGGCCCCGCCGGCAGAGCCGCUUUGAAGCAGCGCUGAGCAAUCUCGUUUUCCGCACGUCUCCUGUAGUCCAACUGCCCCUGUCAGAGGAAAGGAGUUGCUUCCUGUUGUUCCCAUUGAAAUCCUCGUCCCGGUCGUUAGCCGGCAGCCUUCUGCGGGAUGGCACCGCGCGCGCCGGUGGGCCCCGGCCGGCUCCCCGCCGGGCUGCUGCUGCUCUGCGCCGUCCUGGGGCGCGGGCUGAGCCCCGCGGGCGCCGAGGCGGAGGGCUUCGGCCAGGACGCGAGGACGAGCCUGCCCGCGGCCACCUUCAACUGGACGGUGCAGCUCGUGGAGGAGAUGUACGUCAACUUAACGCAGAAGUGCUGGGAGUCCUUCGUGGCGCUCAUGGGCAACGUGACGGCGCCGCAGCUCUGCGAGUGGAGGGUCAUCAGCAGGCCGUACAGCAAGCUGCAGGCCUGCCUGGAGGACUGGGCCGACCACCUGCGCUACGGCUACCCCAACGCGCUGGCGGAGCAGUACAUCUUCCAGAGCCACCACCACUACUUCCACAACUGCACGCUGCAGCACCAGGUCUUCGACCCCCCCGAGGACGUGCUGCUGGCCAUGAUCGUCGCCCCCAUCUGCCUCAUCCCCUUCCUCGUCACCCUCGUCAUCUGGCGCAGCAAGGACGGCAAGGCGCAGCCCUGAGCGCCCCCGGCCCGGCCCGGCCCCGGCAGCCCGGGCGCCAUGCGGACACGGGCUCCGCGGCCCCGGGGCCCCGCCGCGGCCUCCCUGCGGGCGAGCGGGGCCGCCAGCAGCACCGGCGGGCGACGGGCCGGGCCCCGCGGAGGGGACCCCGGGCUCCCACCGCGGGGUCUAGGGGCGGCGGGCGGCCGGCUCCCCCCUCGCCGCAGCACGCGCCCCCCGCACCCGCACCCGCGCUGCCUCGCCGCCCCCCGGGGCGCGCUGCAGCCCCCCGCCCGCCCCCCCGAGCAGCUGGAGAUUAAAGAGCUUCUUC